Molecule: messenger RNA, 4341 nt
Organism: Xiphophorus couchianus (Monterrey platyfish)
Lineage: Eukaryota; Metazoa; Chordata; Actinopteri; Cyprinodontiformes; Poeciliidae
Product: solute carrier family 43 member 3-like
Exons: 12
Coding region: 720-2303 (527 amino acids)
Biological process (GO): transmembrane transport
Molecular function (GO): transmembrane transporter activity
Source: RefSeq, a predicted model, not a curated record
UUCCACUCUGGGUAUUUUGGACCCUGGGGAUACUUGGACACCAUGUGCGCCUCGCCCACCUAAUGCGUGGGGCUUUUCCUGUCUGGUUCCAGGGACAAAACAGUCAUGGACAAAGGGGUCGCUGUAGGGGAUCUCAACACGCCACGUAAGUGAUUCUGCCGUAAGGAGGAAUGCAAAUAUUCAACGCUAUGGGAUCUUGAUGCACGAUUGCACCUCAUCACCUGCUGAUGUGAGCAUCCGAACAAUGCUGUCUGCCCGCAAGACUGCCAGCAAGUACUACCGAACAGUUUAUUAAAAUUGCCUUCGUCAAAAUCCCUACUCAUUUUAAAACUAAAUGUUUUCAACCCUGUCAUUUUAAAACACUUUAUUUGCAGUCAUUUUUGCGGUACGGAGCCCUGGGGCAUCGCUUAUCAGUGAUGGGGUGGAGGCGUGGGGGUAAAAUCCCCAGCCUUCAGUCUGUGUGAAAAUAUUACAAAGUUCAACUGAAGAUAACAGGCGGUAGCACCAAGUGCAUAACCUCCAAACCUUCUCACUGUUGCUGCUGCUCAGCACAUUCUCCCACGAGAUGAAAACAGGAGCUGGAUGGUGAAUUGAGUUAAAGAUUAAGGUUCAGAGUGCUGAGACUGAAACCACGUGGGAGGAAGUGCAUGUUGACACAAAGACCGGUGAACAUGUGCUUGUGAGUUUUUCUGCUGCCGAGUGUUUUUAUGUGAGUGACCAUGCCGGAGCCGCAGAGCAAGUUUUCGGUGCGACGCUGCCUCACCUUUGCCACAGGCCUGCUGGAGUGUCUCUGUUUCGCUGGAGCUGUGUUUGGGUGGGCUGCCCUUGUUUUUGUCCUCAAAGAAGACCGUUACUUCAGCUUUCUGUGUGUUAACGGCACAGGCGUCAACGGCACGCAAACUCUGGACUGCAGUGCACAGGAUGAACAGUUCUCGCUCAUUUUCACCAUCGCCUCUUUUAUGAAUAACUUUCUGACGCUGCCCAAUGGUUUCCUGUUUGAUCGAUUUGGUACCACAGUGACUCGACUCUAUGGAAUAUUCCUUUACACCAUGGGCACCUUGAUGGUGGCUUUCUCCUCCUCAGCUCUGGCCUACCUGCUCUUUCCGGCUCUUUCUUUUCUGGCUGUUGGAGGCAUCUUGCUUCUCAUGACAAACAUGCAGGUUGGAAACCUGUUUGGCUCCCGCCGUUCCACCAUUAUCACUCUCUACAACGGGGCAUUUGAUUCUUCCUCAGCGCUCUUCCUCAUCGUCAAGCUGUUGCAUGAGAUUGGUGUCUCUCUUCGUGCCGCCUUCCUCUUUCUGUCGGCCUGCAGCGUCAUCCACAUCCUCAGGACGUUCUUCCUGCUCCCCAGAAACCUUAUUCCUUACCCGCUGCCGGAUCGCUACACAUAUGGAGUCUCUUGUGGUAAAUCGGUGACUGCGAGCGCAGAGGUGGCAGCAAAUGGUGAGGCUCUUCCAGCAGCUGAAGAAACGCCUCUCACAAACAAUGCUCCUGUCAAACAAGGUCCAGUAUUUGACAAAAAACACGAAGACUAUUAUUUACAUAUCUCUUUUAUCUGGCGUAGAUUUAUUUCUUUUUGUUGUUUUACUGCAUUUAAUAACUUUGUGUCUCUUUUUGCCCUUUCAGAGAAGACUUUCCGAGAGUGUUUGCUGUCCAGGUUCUUUUUGUGGCACCUGCUCUGGCUGUCGGUGAUGCAGCUCAGGCACUACCUGUUCAUCGGCACGCUCAACCCCAUGCUGCAGCGGCUGACUGGAGGACAGCCCUCACUGGUGAGCCAGUACACCAACGCCUUUGCCAUCACCCAGCUGUGUGGAGUGCUGUGCGCUCCCUGGAACGGCCUCAUCAUGGACCGACAUAAAGGCAAACCGCGAGCUGCAGGAGAGACGGAGCAGGAAGCUGAUCUGCGGGCGUCCGUGCUUUCUUUAUUCCUGACGGCGCUGCAGUGCGUCUUGUUCUCUCUGUGUGCCUCCACCCCUUACCUCCCACUUCAGUACCUCACCUUCAUCCUGCAGGUGCUGAACCGCUCCUUCCUCUACGGCGGCAACGCAGCCUUCAUCAGCGUGGCGUUUCCAUCUUGCCACUUUGGGAAGCUGUACGGUCUGGUCAUGGCUCUGUCUGCAGUGUUUUCUCUGCUGCAGUAUCCCUGCUUUGCUCUGGUGAAAGGACCUCUGGGUGGAGAUCCUUUAUACGUGAACGUCGGCCUGACGCUGCUCAGCGUGUUAGCCUUCAUACAUCCCGUCUUCAUCUACAUGCAUUGUCGAAAUCUUGCCUCUGAGAGAGCAAAGAGCAAAGCCUCAUCUUAAAGAGUGCAAAACGAGGAUGGUGAUUUCUCUUUAAAGCUUUCCACCAUGGUGGUCGAGUAUCAUUUCUUUUUAUUUUCUCCGAAGAGUUUUUGCAGCGCUAGUGGCUCGUAUUUUUUCUACAGUAGGCAGACAGAAAGGAGGGUGAGGAGAGGGGGGAAGACAUGUUGCAAAGGUCGUCGGGACCGGGAGUCGCCCGCGUCGAGGACUAAGGCCUCCAAACGUGGGGCGUGCUAACCCCCUGCGCCACCACAGCACGCCCCCGAGUAUCAUUUCUUGACUAGAAACUAAAAGAACUUUAUUUUCAGUAAAUUUUGUGAUCAUUUUACAGUUUCACCUUAAACCAGAGUUCUUUAUACAGAUAGUCCUAAGUGUCCCACACAGGCAUAAAAUUACAAAUCCUCACAGUCACACUGUCAAGCUGUGCCGAUCUGAAAUCUCAGGAGCAACCAGCUAAUUCCAGACCAAAGUGUACCGUCUCAUGCAGCUCUAAAAGAUCUGUGUAUAAUACAGGGCUUGUAUUUUAUCCACACACUCAACCUGUUAGAGCCUUUACACAAAUAUGAUCAUGUUUCACUACUUAGUUUAGCGGCAUUUAGAUAUAUGAUGUCACAGUUGAGGGAUGGAAAGCAUGCAUAACUAAUUAUAAAUAAUUAAAGCCUUGCAUGUAGAUAAAUAACUUGCUGUCCUCUUCUAGGGUAAAAACAACCUUUUCACAGAUGGCAUUUGGCUUAAAACCUGCCAUCCAUGAAUAAUCUCAUAAUCUGGUAGCGUAAUGUUCUUCUACACUCUGGGAUAAUGACAUUAAAAAUUAUGCUUAUGCAGUCAGCAUAUCAGAUGCCCAUUACUAUGGUAAAUAAAUACAACUAGAGAAAAUGUAGAGUUUUGGUCCAGCAGGUCUUUUGUCACAAAUUCAAUGUCAACCUCCAUAAAUCAGGAAUAAUGUGGAAUGACAAUCCUGCUGAUAGCAUCUUGUUUUUGCAUUUCAAACAAAUUCUUAAACAAGCAAAGAUGCAUGUAUACAAGUAGAGACUCCCUGUCAGAUCAAGAAAAAGGGAUUUUAGAUUAAGAGGGAGAAGGAAGAUCUACUAAAAAAGUGAACGUCUGUUUCUCUCCUUUACUCUUUGCAAGUUUCACUUCAUUCCAACAACCUUUUUAUGUGUUUACUCAGUCAUCUGAUGCUUGAAGUAACUCUUUUCUUUCUUUUUUGCACAGAUAUUCUGCGUUGGUCAUUCAUUGUUUUUCUGCGUAGGUCAGUCAUACGUUUUACUUAAACAAAUUUGUUGUACGUUUGUUGUUUGAUGCCUAAUAUGUGCCAUUUAUUGCUGAAAGGGAAAAUGCGUUCAUUUUUAUUAUGAAACAGAUUAAGGACCAUUGCAGUGACCGUAAUAACAACGUGUUCAGUAUAAAAGUUACUCAGCAUAGAUUUGAACAGCUACAUCAGAGAGGAAACAUCUCUGCCCUCUGCUGGCUGCACAGCAGAUUUAUUUCCUUCUGACCAGAAAAACAUUUCUUUUUACUACGUUGAUGUCGUGUUUUUGUCCAUUAUGUGGAGUGUCAUUAUUUCAGUGUUUUUAUGUUAAACAUGGACACAUAUAGACAUACUGUGUUAAAAUGUGUAAAGGGUCAAAAAGGGACAUUUUAUAUUCCGAGGGAAAGUGCCAAACUAAAGCUGAUUAGUAUUUUUUUAAAUGAGAUAUUGAUAAAUAUUGAUAUGGAUAUAACAUUGCUGAACAAAAUGUAGCUUUUGAUUAAAUGUGUGAUGAAGGGAAUUAAUGUUCUUCACAUUCUGUUGCUUUUGUUAAACUGAGGUCAACUGCGACCUACAGGUUGUGAAAAAAAGUGCAAUUGUGAGACAGUUAUUUUUUGUUUUUGGGCAUGUGCACCGACUGAUGGCACCCUUUGAAUUUCGUUGUCCUUGUGACAAUGACAAUAAAGAUUUAUCUAUCUUAUCUUAUCUUAUCUUAUCAAUUGUACAGACACGUUUUUACGUACAAAAAUCCAUCCUGAAUAAAAACCUGAUACAUUUCAGUUAUCAAAA